CAAUAUCGCCAUUUUAUGCUAACUUCCCGAAAACGCACUAUUGUAUUUGUAAAUAAACCCAAGGAUGUGACAGGAAAAUACAUGCAUGGUGGGUCAGAUGAGUAAGUAGCCAUGCCGUUCAUACAGCGGUGUAUAGAGCCGACACAGGUGAGCCGUGAGGAAGUGGACAAGUCAGUUACUAAUGAAUUGGAAUGUGUCACUAAUCACACUCUCAGUAACAUCAUCCUUCAGCUCAGCAGUCUCAGUAAACAUGCAGAGGACAUGUUUGUGGAGCUCACGGCCGAAGCUGACCUGUUUAACAAACGGGCCGGUCAGCUCCAAUACAGAAUUGACCACCUUCGGGACAAGGUCACCCAACUUGAUGCAGCAGUGGAACCAGUAUCACUACAGGACAUCCACCUCAGGAAGCCAUUUAAGAGCUCUAUGCCUCAUGACCAACAGGUGAUAUCACAGAAUACUAUUCCACGUGCCAUCCAGAACAGCUACAACCAUUGCGAUCAGCCUCCAGCUCUUGGCAAACUAGAUGUAUUUAGGGAGGAUGGACGAGACAGUAUGAAAUUUUAUACUGAUCCAGGCUACUUCUUUGAAUUAUGGUAUGCAGAAAUUCAAAAAGACAUCGAACAAAAACGAACCGAAUUACGAAAAAAGAAACGACAGAGACCUGGUAAAGAGCAAGCAGGAGGUCGACGCCCACGACAGGUUGUCACAAAGAAAGAAAAAUAUGCCCAUGCAGCACAGGGUGUAGAGUUCAGUGAACAUUACAAGGAUCCAAGGGCUCUUGGUAUUCAGCCCUCUGCUAACCACUACUCCUCACAGGAACUCCAUAAUGAUACCCGUCAGUCUGACCAACAUCAACGGCCAGGCAGUCUGGACGUUCGCCACAAUCAGGCCAAGGGACAUCAAAAGAAACAGGUCAAUGGGCCCCAUCCUGCUGGUCCUCCACCACAACAAACCCAGGGGUACCCACAACAAUCAGGGCAGCAUAUACCUGAACAGGAAUUCCCAACUCCACCCUACACCAAUCAUCAACCCUACUCCUCUCCCCAGCACCAACCAAACAGAAACUCCACACGUCCACACACUGUGAUGCAGAGUCCUGCCCGCCCCUCCCAGCCUCCACCUGCUCCUCCUCCAAACAUGGGUGACCGACAGAGUCCAUCUACAAGGGAUAGCUUGCCUCCACCACCACCCCCACCAGAUCCGCACAUGUCAUACACCCCCAGCCCUCAGACAACCCCACAACCACCCCGUCACCCACUGGUCCAUCAGAAUAGCCGACACUCCCCAGCACACCAACCACACCACUCUAGUCCUGCACGACAAGACUCUACUGUCCUUCCUCCUCCCCCACCUUCUCCUCCAAAUUCACAGACACCAGACACUCCAGUCAACCUACCACCGCCACCCUCUCCUCCAGGCAUGGGUGUUUUGCCCCCACCCCCACCCCCUCCUCCUCCACCCCCUCCUCCUCCUCCUGCAGAACCAAAGCUGAAUGGUAUAGGUCACAUGGCCCCUGACACAACCUCCAUUUCCUCAUCAACUAGCUCAAUGACUACAUCGUCAACAGGAAAUAUGCCUGAGCCGCCACCACCAGGCAGUGGACGAAGCGCCCUCCUGGAGGAGAUUCGCAACAAAGAAUUGUACAGUCAGCUGAGGAAGGUGGAGGAUCGCAAGAAGCAGGAAGAAGAAAAGAGAACACCAACCGGACGCUUUGAUGUGCAUUCCAUCAUGAAUCGGGCAUUCGAGGUCAGACGCAAAGCCCUGGAGGCAAGCGACACAGAGAGUGAGGAUGGAUCCUCGGAGGAAGAAUGGAACUGAUUGGAUAACAUUUGUUACUAUGGAAACAUUUUACCCAGGAAUGUGAUUGGUCAAUCAAGCAUAUAACCUGUAAGCUUGCAUUAUUACCCAGGAUUAUGUAAUGGCUGCAUUGAAGGUUUGGUAGGAAAUUCUGAUUUCAGAAAAGGAGGGUUUGGAAAGUAUAUGGUUUGUGUCGCGUGCAUGAAGGAUAAAGCAUGAAAUGCUUGUGUUUGUGGUACUUAUUCCACACUACUUAUACCAGUGGACUAAAAUGGGGAAAUUGACCUUAGUCCAUACUUAAGAGUGAUGAAGCAGUGCCUGAGGACUGUCACUUAGAGUGGUGAAAUAACUACUACUGUACUUACCCUCGCAGGCUCUAUAUGGCUGUUGCCAUAGAAUUAGUUUUAUACACACAAGCUAUAAAUUUACUUUUGACAUAACACUUUGCUUGUAAUGAUUUGAAUUAUUCAGAUUUGAAUAUAAUUAUUAUAUAUGUAUGGUAUUGUACUAACCCUCAUUGUAUAUCAUUAAUCAGACAUGUUGUCUGAAUCCUGUUUUGAUCAAAUCCCCCAAUAGGUGGAAAAGACCUCUUCCUGUAUAGUAAACCUCAUGGCUGCUAGGUUUCCCUCGCUGUAUCACAACUGACUUGCAUCUCACAGUGUAAUAAGUGAUUAUAAGCUGUAAUACAAGCUGUAUGGUCACACUUCUCCCCUACUUGGUACAUCAAAAAUGACAAAUGUUUCUCAGACAUGUCUCUAAUGGCAUGCCAAAGUUGACCAGGGGAGGUAACCCAGUACAAGUAAGGACAAGUGUCUCCCAGACUUGUCUCUAGUGGCAGGCCAAGGCAAGCCAGGGGAGGUAACUCAGUGCAAGAAAUAACUACCAGUGUCUCCCAGGCUGGUGACUGGCUAUAGUACACCAUAAGAGUUAACCCAAUAUGAGAAAUGACAUGUGUCUCUUGAUAGCUGACCAUGGUUGACCAUGGGUGAUAACUCAGUAAAAGUGAUAACAAGCGUGUAUCUCUUAGACUUGUCUAUAUUGGCUGGCCGAGGUAGACCAGGGGAGAUAACUCAUUAAAAGUAAUAACAAACUUGUAUCUCUCAGACUUGUCUCUAGUGGUUGGCCGAGGUAGACCAGGGGAGAUAACUCAUUAAAAGUAAUAACAAGCUUGUAUCUUGCAGGCUUGUCUCUAGUGGCUGGCCGAGGAAGACCAGGGGAGGUAAUUGAGGAUAUUUGUGCUGUGUGAUCGACAUGUUCACACCACAUAUGUACAUGUGUUUUUUGUGUAUAUGUGCUAUACUUGUGACUUGAUGUUAGCUGCUGGUAAGAUCUAGGUCUUCCUAUCUCCUGAACUUUUGUAAAUUGACAUUUAUCAUGAGGUCAACCAAAUACAAACAUUGUUUAUAUUCUGUUAGUGUUUGUAGUUGUAAUUGUUUUUGAAACAAUUUUGGUAUGGUCAGUUUGAGAACAGCUUGUGUGAUCAAAUUUACCUUCUUAUAUUGAAAAUCAUAUUGAGCUACUUCCUUUUGACACAAAAUGUUCAGUGUCUAUUUCAGGAGAAGAAAAUCAGGUAUAUGUAUUUGAAAAACAUUUCCUCCUGUUUUUGUAUUCUCAUCCUUGUACCAGUAUCAAAAUUGUACAUAUAAAGGAGAUGUGUAUAGAUAUGUUUACUAUUGUGCAAUAUUAAGAAAGUGGGGUUUGUUGUGGCGAUUAUCUAUCCCGGUACUACACAAACAGUGAUCGUUACACAGACUAGAGUGCUCAAAAUAUACCCUUGCUAGAGUACUGUCCUCAAAAUUGAAUGUAUCAAGGCUAAAUUUAUGUACAUUCAUUAUUCUUACAUUUUUUUCAAAGAUAUCACAUGUUUUGUGAUAUCAAUAAUUUUCAAUAUAUUUGGCAUACUCGAUAAAGAACUUGCUACCAAACAAAACCAAAUUGCUAAUGACUUAACUGUAUUUUCAUGUUAAGCAAUCUCUAGAGAUCUGCUUAUAAUGAUGAAAUGUUUGUGGCACUGUUUUCAGGAUAGGAAGUAAUUAUUUUUUGGUGUUUUACUAAUCUGGAUUUUUCAACACUCAAACGUCAGCAGCUUGACGGCCAUUUUUAGAAUAAAAGUAUUAAAAGGAUUAUAAAGUGAUGUGUGUAUAUAGAAUGUGUUUUGCUCUGAUGUUAUUGAAGAGAGAUUAUCUGUAACCUAUUAUAUAUAUAAUUGUGUAGUUUUAUAUUUGGAGAUAAAAACUUCUCAUUUAAAUUACAGUACUCUAUAUAUAUGUACGUAUGUAACCGACACCAGGUAGAUACCAGCUGUACAAUGAUAGUAAAUUUCAGAAUUGGACACAUAUAUUUUGAGAGUGAAUGCUGAUAUAAGUAAUGUAUGUUUGCCUAUAUGUACAUUUCAUUAAUUAAUCAUUGGUUUCCGUGGUUUCUCAUUUAUUAUUCCCUUCAGAUCACAGUUGACUGGCCGACAAUGGAGAGGACCAGUCCAUUGUGGUCAUUAAGGGAUGAUAGGUUACUGUAUUUAACCAAGUAUAACAGUGUACUACAUUUGUAGUGUGCCUGACAAUAUAUUGUGGUGAUUUCUGGAUGUUAAGCAUGUGUGGUGGUGUAGUCAUUCCUGGUAUUCUCUACAUUGUUAUAGCUACUGUGACUAUAACAUUAGAGAGGCUGGUAGAAUGAUACUUUAUCAACAAAACUCUUUAUACUACUAUUUUUAUUAUGUAGCAAUUAGUAAUUUUGAAAUGCCAGAUGUAUUGCGUCAUUUUAUUUCAAUAUCUGUGUUCUUUCAUCGCCAGAAACCCUUCCUAUGUUAUUGCUAAGUUCCCUAUCCAAAGUAGUUCAUUUCUAUGGUCUAUUCUUGGAACAGAACCAUUCAAGGAAUUUCCAAAGACCUAAGCUUUAAAUAUGAAACAGAAACCAAGUUAGUGAACCAAUGUCCUUUUCACUAAGACUGAAGUACUGAUUUCCUUGUUUAGAAAAGCAGGAAUCAACACAUUUCUUAAAUAAAGUUUUACGAUUAAGGAAUCGGUAAUAAAUGAAAUAAAUAAAUUUUGUCGAGAUCAAACCUAAAAGAAAAGUGGCUUAUCAUUACAAUUUUCUCUCCUUUGCUAUGUUAAAUCAUUUUGCCCCCUUUGCACCUACCCAAGAUAAAAUGCUCCACUGGUUAGAUCUAACACAUCUACAGUGUUAAGAACUUUGGAAAGUUUAGCAUAUGAUCAACACUUGACUCUAACAAUUGUUCUAUUAUCUAUUAAAUAUAAGGGCUUGUAUUGUAACACGUUUCCACUUGGAAUAUUUUGAUUUUUUAUCAAAAUUGGUUAGUUCAGUAUUUACCAAAGAGAUACAGAUGUCACUAAGAGGUGCUCAUUGUAAGAUUGCUGGGCACCAUGUCAUUGUAAAUACACAUAUUUAUAAAGCUUUUUCUGUAUUCAUUCUUUGUAAUUUUUAAUUAUGUUUAAAGCUAUCAGAUAUAAAUAUUAACCAAUUUUCUUACAGUUUAAAAUAUCACUAAUUCAAAAUAAACCAUGGGCUUUCUCUAAAACAAUGUCCUGAUCAUCUUAUAUAGAACUUAACUGGAAUUCUGAUGGAAUCUAAUUUAAGUGUUCAGGUGACUUGCAGAAAAUGAUUGGGAAAGUAUCCUACAGAAUUAAAGACAUCAUGUUGAUCCCUUUUUGUAUAAUUUUUGUAUUUUUAAGUGGUUACAUCAGCAUUACAGGAGAAAGUGUUACCUUAUUUAUAGUUAAUUAACCCAGCAUUGGGAUGGACACCAAGUAUGAUAAACUGUUUAUAUAGUGUUUACCUGUGUACAGUGUCCACCUGUGUACAUUGGCCACCUGUGUAUAGUGACAACCUGUUUACAGUGUCCAUCUAUGUACAGUGGACACCUUUGUACAGUGUCCAUCUUUGUACAAUGUCCACCUGUGUAUGGUGUCUUUAUGUGUAUGGUGUCUUUCUGUGUACAGUGUCCACCUGUAUAUGGUGUCCUGUGUACAGUGUCUGUAAUCUGUUGUACCCAUCCUGUACAUAACCAUAUACGGUGCUCACUCUUGCACCAUUCUGCUGUAUUUAGGCAAUAAAAUCUGGCUUCACAUCAUAACAA
Ylistrum balloti is the source of this 5890-nucleotide messenger RNA. Its product is annotated as actin-binding protein WASF2-like. Gene Ontology annotation, molecular function: protein kinase A regulatory subunit binding; actin binding; Arp2/3 complex binding. The transcript has 6 exons. The record is from RefSeq and is a predicted model, not a curated record. Gene Ontology annotation, cellular component: SCAR complex; cytoskeleton. Gene Ontology annotation, biological process: actin cytoskeleton organization; positive regulation of Arp2/3 complex-mediated actin nucleation. NCBI's taxonomy places the organism in Eukaryota, Metazoa, Mollusca, Bivalvia, Pectinida, Pectinidae. Bases 112 to 1818 code for a protein of 568 amino acids.